AUGGCAGUGUCGACGCCAUUGAAGAUAAUUGCUGUGCUCGUACCAGCAAUAGCAGUCUUCCUUGCCAUCAGCCAGUCCGGAACCUGGCAAUUAUUAAACGGAAUAAUAAAUCAAGGCAUAGCCGGGUCGGAGCCCCAAACCUACGUGCUCUCUGAUGACCCAGUCGUGGUCUAUGUGAAAGACUUUGUCAGCCAUCAAGAAGCUGCCCAUCUCGCCAAUCUUGCAAACGGGCGAUUCGCGCCCUCACCCAUGUGGGACAAUGACGGCAAGCCUCAUAUCGACAAGGCAUACCGGCUCUCAAUGACAGCAAAAUUAGACCGAACCGACCCCGUUAUUAAAAGAAUCGAAGACCGAGCCCGGUCGUUCCCCUUUUACAAAAACCUGGGCGAUUUCAUGCCAAUCGUCGUGCAAAACUACGGUAUUGCCGGUCAAUAUCGAGACCACUACGACUGGUUCGACGACCGCCACGCCGUCGGCGGCAAUAUCGUGUCUACGUUUUUUGUGUAUAUUCACUCGAAUUGUACCGGAGGGGGUACGAAUUUUGCGCGUUUGAAUCCCCCUUCUUCGCUGGAUGAGGAAGAGAGGUGGUGCGAGUUUAUCGACUGUGAUCGUCCGCUAGACGAGGGUGUGACGUUUAAGCCGAUUCUGGGGAAUGCAAUCUACUGGGAGAAUCUGCAUGCGGACGAUAGUGGACAUGUUCGCACUCUUCAUGCUGGCAUGCCUGUGACGUCGGGGAAUAAGAUGGGGAUGAACAUGUGGACAUGGAAGACGGCGUAG
Talaromyces rugulosus is the source of this 777-nucleotide messenger RNA. RefSeq lists its product as uncharacterized. Bases 1 to 777 code for a protein of 258 amino acids. Gene Ontology annotation, molecular function: iron ion binding; procollagen-proline 4-dioxygenase activity; L-ascorbic acid binding. Gene Ontology annotation, cellular component: endoplasmic reticulum. Gene Ontology annotation, biological process: peptidyl-proline hydroxylation to 4-hydroxy-L-proline. Lineage: Eukaryota; Fungi; Ascomycota; Eurotiomycetes; Eurotiales; Trichocomaceae. The record is from RefSeq and is a predicted model, not a curated record. The transcript has 2 exons.